This is a messenger RNA of Malassezia sympodialis ATCC 42132, 363 nucleotides long. RefSeq names its product glycoside hydrolase family 47 protein. Gene Ontology annotation, biological process: mannose trimming involved in glycoprotein ERAD pathway; carbohydrate metabolic process. The record is from RefSeq and is a predicted model, not a curated record. Gene Ontology annotation, molecular function: calcium ion binding; mannosyl-oligosaccharide 1,2-alpha-mannosidase activity. Gene Ontology annotation, cellular component: membrane; endoplasmic reticulum. NCBI's taxonomy places the organism in Eukaryota, Fungi, Basidiomycota, Malasseziomycetes, Malasseziales, Malasseziaceae.
AUGGCACCACCGAUUGAUUCGCGCAACAUUUUGAGGCCUGAAACGGUCGAAUCGCUCUAUAUUGCAUUCCAACUGACGGGUGACCCCUUAUACCGAGAGUGGGGAUGGAGUAUAUUCCAGGCUUUCCAGCGCUGGUGCCAAGUGGACAAGGGAUACGGAGGCUAUGCUGGCAUCGACGAUGUGGACUCUCUGGACCACCAGCUCAUCGACCGGAUGGAAACAUUCUGGCUUUCUGAAACACUCAAGUAUCUUUAUUUGCUCUUCGCCCCGCGCAACAAAAUCUCACUCCGACACUGGGUUUUCAACACGGAGGCCCAUCCGCUCCCUGUGUUUGCGCCCAUAUUCCCCACGGAUAUUAAUUAG